GGCAAGCAACGAAGGAUGUGCCCCGCAACAUGUAUUUUGAGAGCCCUAUAUAACUGCCAGGAUGCCGUUUGCAGUACUAGUUGUCAUCAGAAGAUCGCGUCUCUAUCUCGUGUGCUCGCUGGCUCCUGCUGCAAAAUGACUUCGUUAACAACAAGCCUUUUAUUCACCGCUGCUUAUCUGGUCUUGGCGCCCAACCUUGCGGUCUCACAACUACAAAGGAAUUGCCCAGACAACUAUGUGCUCUUGGCUGACAAAUGCUAUGGCUUUCGGCACACAAUGACUGACUGGAUGAACGCCCGUGCAUCCUGCCUGAACGAGAAUGCUGACCUGACCUCCGUUCUCACGACUCAGGAGUACACGGAGAUUCUGGCGCAUAUAGCUGUUAACUACCCCGGUGUGUACUGGAUUGGCGGCGCCACGAGGAACCAGGGCGCGUGGAGGUGGGUGGCCUCGGGGGCGCCCAUGAAUGAGCAGUGGUGGGGCGGCGACCACAACCCUAACUCACAACGCUGCGCCUACUUCUGCUCUGUUACUCGCAAAUACUGGAGCAGCACAUGCGAGGUGUCCAAGAACUUCAUCUGCGAAAAAAGUGCGGAGACUGAAGUCGACCAAGAAGAAGAAUUUGAACCAGAAGAGGAAGUUGAAACAGACGAGGACUCCGAUCCAGAAAAUGAAGCAGAUGAUGCAGACGCUGAGAGGAUACCUUCCCUUCCCUCUGUAAGGGCGGAGCUGCGGUCUGGAGUUUCGUCCACCACACGAAACGUGGCUUUCCUCGUUUUUCUGUUGAGUUUUUGCGCAGCCAUGGCAUAAUGUAGAUACAUGAGGGACCUUGUGAGCUUGUGACUAAAAUACCUUUUCAGACCCUAUUUGAACUUCAACAUAACCACAUUUGUACAGUACAGCUACAGUACAGUACCGUUAGAAAUUAGUAAUAUAUAUGAAUGUAUCAAUAAGUAAAAGCUAGAGCCAGAAGUGAUUCGGUUCGUGUGAUUUGCGUUAUCCAGAAAUGUAAUGACAUUAAGUACAUUCAUGCAGUUGGCAUGGUGUGAUAAUAGCCCUGCUGAUAGGUGGAGCAAUCUCCUAUUAUUAUUAUUAUUAUUAUUUUUUAUGUUACUACAUACCCCCUUUUUCUUCCUCCUUUGCAUUAGACAUACCUUUUUGUUGUUGAUGCUCAUAUGUCAUUUUUUAAAAAGUGAACAGUUGAUAAUUCUUUGGUGUUUCACUAACGAGUAACUUUACUGUACUGUAGAGUCGUUACUUUCAAUAUCUUUGUUAAACUUAAAUUUGGUCACCAUACCUAUGUAAUAUGUAUAUAAACAUGAUUGUAUCUGUCAUUGAUAUAGUACAAAUAAAACAGACAAAGUAUCCCCAUGAAA
Messenger RNA from Penaeus indicus, 1376 nucleotides. RefSeq names its product galactose-specific lectin nattectin-like. The record is from RefSeq and is a predicted model, not a curated record. Bases 16 to 810 code for a protein of 264 amino acids. Lineage: Eukaryota; Metazoa; Arthropoda; Malacostraca; Decapoda; Penaeidae. The transcript is spliced from 6 exons.